AGCGCCGCCGUCUCCAAGCUCCUGAUCGCUUCCUCUCUCUUUUUCCCACUCGUCAACAACAGGCUCAAACUCUGCCCCAAGAGAGGACCAACGAACUUUCUCAGCUAGUGCGCAAUCCACAACCGCCGAGAUGGCCAUUGGCGAUGUAUCGCUGAGCUACCUGCUCUUCUUGCUUCUGCACUUUUCUCAGUUCGUACUCGCAGUCACAGUCUGCGCUCUUUACGGUAUCGACCUCGACCGCGCCCGGAAGGCCAACGUUGCCGCGGAUGGGAAAUGGAUCUACGCCGAGGUCGUCGGCGGUCUCUCCGCCCUGACGGCCAUCCUCUACUGCGUGCCUUUUAUCCUCCGUUUUGCGGUGGUGUGGGUCUGGAACCUGAUCCUCUUCAUUCUUUGGAUCGCGCUCUUUGGCAUUGUCGGCAAGAUGUACAUCCACGAAGACCCUGAAGGAAACGGUGACCUCCAGCGGAUGAAAAAUGCCGUCUGGGUGGUUCUGGCGAGUGCUAUUCUGUGGCUCAUUGGUGUCCUCGCGCACUUUAUUUACUGGUGGGGUCACCGGGAGCGCAGGAGUCGCUUUACCAGCCGUGCAAAGGUGUAGGUGCGCCGGCAGGGAAAUAUACCACGGAGACAGCAGGUUGGACGAAUACCCCGGCAAGCGCUCGUUAUUUGGUAACAGAGGGAGGAGGCUUUUCAGGGGCGAUGAUAUCAUGACACUUGAUGCGGUGCAUUCUAAUACCCCUAUAAUUAUUGUAAUACCCAUGCGUUGUAUGCAACUUAAUAUGGCUUGUCUUCAUGGCCAUCUAUUGAUUCCCAACAUACUUUUACAGUAUCGCAACGUCAAAACAGCUUCAUAAACGCA
Chaetomium fimeti is the source of this 856-nucleotide messenger RNA. RefSeq lists its product as uncharacterized. The record is from RefSeq and is a predicted model, not a curated record. The transcript has 2 exons. Bases 131 to 595 code for a protein of 154 amino acids. NCBI's taxonomy places the organism in Eukaryota, Fungi, Ascomycota, Sordariomycetes, Sordariales, Chaetomiaceae.